Molecule: messenger RNA, 2649 nt
Organism: Malaclemys terrapin pileata
Lineage: Eukaryota; Metazoa; Chordata; Testudines; Emydidae
Product: zinc finger protein RFP-like
Exons: 8
Coding region: 1-1680 (559 amino acids)
Molecular function (GO): zinc ion binding; protein binding
Source: RefSeq, a predicted model, not a curated record
AUGGCUGCAGAGAGCCCUGCACGAUGUCUCCAGGCUGAAGCUAGUUGCCCCAUCUGUCGGGAGUAUUUUAAAGACCCGGUGAUUAUAGACUGCGGGCACAGUUUCUGCAGAGCCUGCAUCACCCAGUGCUGGGAAGGGUCGGACACAGACGUCUCCUGUCCUCAGUGCGGAGAAACUGCUCAGCAGAGAAACCUCACACCCAACAGGCAGCUGGCGAAUGUCCUAGAAAUUGUCCAACAGCUGAGUUUACGGGGAAUUGAGGAUGCAGGAUGGGAGAGAGUGUGCGGGGAGCACCGGCAGCCUCUCAAGCUGUUCUGUGAAGAGGAUCAAGCCCCCAUCUGCGUGAUGUGUGAUGCAUCCCGGGCUCACGCCGCUCACACGGUGGUUCCCAUCCGGGAGGCUGCCCAGGAGUACGAGCAGACGUUCCAGGCCCAUUUGAAGACUCUGAAGGAAGAGAAAGAAAAGCUGAAGGGAUUUAAAGUGACUGGCGAGGGGACAAGCCAGCAGUAUCGGAUACAGACAGAAAAGGAGAGGCGGGAGAUUGUGUCUGAGUUUCAGCAACUGAAGACGUUUCUGGAGGAAGAAGAGCGACUCCUGCUGGCCCAGCUGGAAAAGUUGGACGAGGAGAUUGUGAAGCUACAGCAUGACAACGUCACUCAACUCUCUGAGGAGAUUUCCCGGCUCAGCGAGCUGAUCCGUGAGCUGGAGGGGAAGUGUCAGAAGCCAGCGAGUGAAUUGCUGCAGGAUACCAGAAGCGCCUUGAGCAGAUGUGAGACGGGGAAGUUCCAGCAGCCAGUGGAGAUUUCUCCGGAGCUGGCAGAGAGACGCAGCAAUUUCUCCCAGAAAAUUUUUGCUCUAACGGAGACUCUGAGGAAGUUCAAAGACACUCUGCCAUCGGAAAUGGACAGGGACUGUUGGAAGAGGCUGUUGUCGUAUACAAAGGCCACUCUGCCGCCUAAACUGGAGACAAAAAGAGGGGAACCCCUAGGAGCACACAGACAGGUGAAUGUGACCCUGGAUCCAGACACGGCUCACCCCGAACUUGUCCUCUCUGUGGAUGGGAAAAGCGUGAGAUGGGGACACACCCGGCGGGUUCUGCCCGACAACCCGGAGCGAUUUGACUCUGAGCGCUGCGUGCUGGGCAGCGAGGGCUUCGCCUCGGGGCGACAUUGCUGGGAGGUGGAGGUGAGGGUGCAGGAGGGGGGACAUUGGGCGGUGGGGGUGGCCAGAGAGUCUGUGAGGAGGAAGGGAUGGAUCAACCUUAACCCUGAGGAGGGGAUCUGGGCGGUGGAGCGGGGCUGGUGGGGUCAGUUCCGGGCUCUCACCUCCCCAGCCACCCGCCUGCCCCUGCGCCGGGUCCCCAGCAGGAUCCGGGUUUCUCUGGACUGUGAACGGGGGCAGGUGACGUUUUCUGAUGCGGUUAGCGAGACCCCGAUCUUCACUUUCCCGCCGGGCUCCAUCCCCGGCGAGAGAAUCCGCCCCUGGCUCUGGGUGUGGAGAUCCCGGCUCAGGCUGUGUCCCCCAGGGGACCCCAAAACCGGCCUGCCUAGUCUCCGGUGUCCUAGUCUUUAUGACUGUGGAGGACUGCUGUCAUCCUACCGAUUUUCUCCCUGCGGGCUCUGCGACCCUGCCGGCUCCCUGGAGUCGCUGGACUUUGAAGCCACGGAGAGCAGGGAGUGACGGAGGGAGAGCACACUGUUCUCUGUGGUCCAGGAUGACUCUGACCAUGGGCGUCUCUAGCUAGCUAUCAUUCCAGUCUCUGUGACCCUGGAGGACUCUCAUCUCCCUAGACCCCCUGGCACUUUAUCUCUGAUGCCUGAAACCUCCUCCCCUCUUCCUCCCUGCAGCACCAGUAUUUGGAGGGUUGGAGGCAGGGAGUGUUUUGUACAAAUCUGUGUCAUUAGAUCUCAUGGGGGUCUCCCAGCCAGCACCUCUCCCCCAGGGGCCAAAGUCACCUUCCCCUGUAACUCCCAGACAGCUGGCCACAUUGUGAAAUUGUCACACACACACACACACACACACACACACACGUGGGAUGGGCAGGGGUGCAGAUAGACCCAAAACCAUUAUAUAAUCUUUUUAAAAAAUCAUCAUUUUGAGUCAGUCUCAUGAUUUUUUUUUUUUUAAACUCCUGAGGUUGACAGGGGCAGGGCGGGUUUAACCAGAGGGACUAGGAGAAGUGAGACGAAAAUGGGAAUUAAAAUAAAACAAGAAUGAAGGGAGAGUCUGGGAGAAAUGGUGACAAAUUAGAAAUGAAAAGCGUGAAAGGAAAAUAUGCCUGGCAGGGGAACCGGCCAGGCAGCAGAAAGAGGGGAAGGGAUCAAAUCAGGGGAAAGAACGGAGAAGCCAAUGAUCUCCGGCAGGGAGGGGAGAACGGUGAGAGAGACCCGGGAAAAUAAACAGGGAUGGGACGUGAGGGCUAGAAAAAUGCCGAGAAGAAAAGGGAACAUGAGUGACACAGAGAUUUAUGAAACGUUCCUGCAAGUGAGACUCUUACGCCGUAAUUCCCUCUGUUAGUUCCUGCAUGUUUGUGCUACUGUGGUGCCAUGAAGAAAACUGUUCUCAGUAGCUGGGGAAUCUCCUUUCCCAUCCGCCUUUUACUCUCCAGCUGUCCAGUUACUUAUUGUCAAUAAAACAUUACAAACCAUU